Molecule: messenger RNA, 855 nt
Organism: Chaetomium fimeti
Lineage: Eukaryota; Fungi; Ascomycota; Sordariomycetes; Sordariales; Chaetomiaceae
Exons: 1
Coding region: 53-676 (207 amino acids)
Source: RefSeq, a predicted model, not a curated record
GUUGGCGAGGGUGUGGCCGCGGUUGGGGGUGUUGGUGGAGUUGGGGAGGGGGAUGAGGGGGGGUGGUGGUGGUGGUGGUGCGAGGGAGGGGAGUGUGGAUUUGACGGGUGUGGUCAGCUAUCAUGGGUAUCCGUGGACGAGGGAGGCGUCGUUGGUUGGGGUGUCGAGGGCGGGGAGUAAGAGGGCUAGUGUGGUGGGUGCGGAUGGGCGAGCUCCUGUUGUCCCGCCUGUCCCGCCGACACCGCCGGCAAUGGUUAUGCAUCGCACGCCGACGACGUUGAGCUUGAAGAGUUUUGUGAGUGGCAUGGCGCCGAGGAGCCGGGGGCGGUUGGAGGGAGAGGACAGGACGGGGUUGCUGGUGGAGGAUCAAGGAGGCGAUGGGCCCGGUUCGAGGAGGAGGAGCUCGGUUGGGUUUGAGGCGUAUUACGAACAGUUCCUUGGAGAUGUUGAUAUGGAAAAAAGAAAGAGUCGUUGCAUAGCGAGGACAGAGGCACGGCGCAGUCGAGGGAGUCAAUGCUACAGCGGAGGAUGGACGUAUAGCCAGGAAAGCUUCGUCCUUGGGAUGAACGACCCGCAGAGUCCAAAGCGGUUGAGCCCAGUAUCAGGGCUGAGUGAGCUUUCGAAGGCCGAGUUAAGGAACACUGGAAGCAAUUACGAGAAAGACACGCUAGGGUGAGAAGAUGGGAUUUUAGAUACAUGAAAAAGAAUAUUCGUCAGUCCCUUCAGUCCUAUUACCAUACGAUACCUAGACUCCAUGAUAGUAUACCCAAAUAGUCGUUACUUGUAUCAGUUAACUUACACGCUACUAGUUGGAAGCCAGACAGGGCUUGGCAAAAAGGGGUAAUUGACAGCCGG